Molecule: messenger RNA, 1596 nt
Organism: Corylus avellana
Lineage: Eukaryota; Viridiplantae; Streptophyta; Magnoliopsida; Fagales; Betulaceae
Source: RefSeq, a predicted model, not a curated record
AUGAAGAAAUUGGGGACUGUUCAAAAUGAAGAUGUGAAUGAGGAGGCUUAUACACAUGUAAGGAAUAAGGAAAAGCAGAAGGAACAAAAGAAGAAGAAGAAGAAGGCAAAAUUGGAAAUUAAUGACGACGGGAAGGAAUUUGAGAAGGCUAGAGAGAAGGAUAAGAGAAUUAAUGAUGGUGAGGAAGUUGGUGAACUUAGAGAGGUUUUGAAGGAAACCAACAAGAUAGGAGAAGAGAACAUGAACCUAAGAAUGAAUGACAACAAGGAUUCUGAGUUGGGAAUAAGAAGAGAGAAGAAAAAGAAGCAUCGAGUGGAAAAGAGGGUGGCUUCCUAUAUGAAUGAAUUCCUUGAGGAUAAUAACAAUAUGGAAGAGCUAGUUAAGGGGCAGGGAGUUGAAGAUAAUGGAGUUAAUGCACGUUCACCUAGGAAUGAGAUGGGGGAGAGAAUUGUGCACGCCAUUAGUGCAGAAGAUGGAGACAAGGAUGUGAAGCCAAAGAAGAACAAGAAGAAGAAGAAGGAGAAGGAGAAGAAGAGGAAGGCCAAGUCAGAUAAACAGGUUUCAGAACAAAAUGAUGAUAAAGGGGUGGCAAGAACCAAAAAAGGUGUUGGGAAUAUUUAUGAAAAUUCUACAACUGGGGGCACAUCUAAGAGAGUAAGAUUCUCUGAUCAUUUGGAGGGUUUUACUUUAUCUGAUGGUCCAAUUGAUGCAAAGAAUGAUGACAAUGAUGGAUUAUUACGGGGUAAGAGGUUUUCACAAGAAGAAGAUGAGAUGGUUAAACAGGCUGUUUUCCACUACAUAGCAGUACAUAGCUUAGGUGAUGAAGGCCUAAAUAUGGUUCUUCACUGUAAAUCUCACUCUGAAUUAAAAAAUUGUUGGAAGGAAAUAGGAGCAGACUUACCUUGGAGGCCUCCCGAGAGCGUAUAUCAUCGAGCCCAUGUUUUGUUCGAAAGGGGUGAGAAGCGUAAAUGGACCCCUGAAGAGUAUGAACUUAUCCGUAGUUACCAUGAAAAACAUGGAUCAGAGUGGAAAAAGUUGGCUGAUAAACUUGGCAAACAUAGGUUUCAUGUAAAGGAUACAUGGCGUAGAAUAAGAUUGCCAAAUAUGAAGAAAGGGCGUUGGGAACAAGAUUAGUACCAAAUCUUAUUUGGCUUAGUUAACAUGGAUCUGCGCAUGAAGGCCUUGGAAGAAAAGAAAGAAAAAAACUCGAAGCACGGUAUGUUGCGAGAUGAUCUCUCUUGGGAAGCCAUUAGUAACAAGUUCAGAACCAGAAGCAGUGUUCUUUGCUGCCAGAAAUGGUAUGACCAAUUAACAUCACCUAUGGUGCGUGAAGGUAUAUGGGCCAACACUGAUGACUACCACCUGAUAGAUGCUAUUUAUAACUUGGAUGCUUUCUGCAUACAAGAUGUGGACUGGGAUAAUCUGCUUGAGGAUAGGUCUGGAGAUGUAUGUCGAGAGCGAUGGGACCAAAUGGUCAAACACAUUGGUGAGCAUGCCAGCAAGUCAUUUGCUGAACAAGUUGAAAUCCUAUCACAACGGUAUUGCACAGAUGUACUUGAAGCAAGAGAGAACUGUGACAGCAAGCCUGCAGUUUAG